Molecule: messenger RNA, 765 nt
Organism: Aspergillus tubingensis
Lineage: Eukaryota; Fungi; Ascomycota; Eurotiomycetes; Eurotiales; Aspergillaceae
Product: V-type ATPase, C subunit
Exons: 2
Coding region: 1-765 (254 amino acids)
Source: RefSeq, a predicted model, not a curated record
AUGGCAGCGUGCACUUUCACACCCAAACAGAUCCUGAAGAAGGAGGUGUCACAGAGAGAAUACGAGUUCCUCCAAGAAUGGGCCCCGGACACUAUCAAGGACUACACUCCGAUCAAACCUGGCAAUCCGGUAGACAGGGUGCCCAAGCAUCAGACGAUGCCCAGCCAGCCACACGUCCAGAGCCCCCGACGGGCUAAACCUCGCUCGCCUCUCUACGAGGAAUGGAAGGCUCAGCCGCUACACAGAGAGACGUUAAAUGAGGCUGCAAAAGCCGCAGGCGCUUCUGUGAGCAUGGAGAAUAAAACUAACGGGAUGAUUCCUCCUGCUCCUACUACAAACGUCAGGGUUAAUGGCAGGCAUCCUAGUAACUCGUUGGACACAAAGAUCCGCCAGCAGGAGCCGGUAAAGAGUAGUCCUGUUUUACAUAAUCAUUAUGCGAAACCCACCGCUAGCACGAAUAACCGUGUUAUCGCGAACCCUGUCCCUAGUGUGGCAUCCAAGUCGGGAGUGCCCAGGCCUGGGCCAUAUAAACCUGUGGAGCAGAACAAUAAGAGGGUCAUGGUGAGCCAACGCAGGCCACCUCCACCGCCUUAUGUAUACACCGCACCGAAUCGUAAACAGUUUCGAAACGAUGACUUGAUCAGAUGGUCGGACGGGAUCAAGACUCUGAGCGGUGCUAUGGCCUACUUUCAACCUAGUUUCAUUCAAGACCCGUGGAAGGACAUGAAACCUGUUGUGACGAAAUUCCUUGAGCGAUACUGGUAA